UUGUAGUGUCGGUCCCUUUCUGCCUGCAGAAAGGGACCGACACUCAUCGAAGGCUCGACUCGUGGAACGAGCACAGGUUCUGGUUACAGUACUUAACUACUUUUUUCGAUGAAGAGGUCACAUGUCAUCACUCAAUUUGAAUAAUUGUACAAAAAAUAGUGAUGUGAAUCUCUCCUUGCCGUCUAAUGAAUAUAUUUACAUAAAGCCUGUACAAAGCUGCUGCAGCUGACAGUCGUUGGAUGGACGAUAACCUUACUGUCACAGAUGGCUCGGGAGGUUUGUUUUGUUGUUGAAGCAAUAUUUAUUUUUGUUUCAAUGUUUUUAUUUUUGACUUGCAUAUGUAUUGUGAUGACAUGCUGAUAAAUUGGAACAGGCUGUUUUCUCUCUCUCGCUCUCUCUGUGUAGUGGUGACGGGCUGUUAAGAUGUGCCGUCCCAUGUCCCAGUUGGUGUGCGGGUUCACGGUGCCUAACCUUGAACCCGACCCCAAGUCCUGGUCUGGAAGACUUUAUGAUCCUCUGGUUGGCUGCUAACUACUGGGAGGGGGUCAGAACAGGAGGGGGAGGGGGGGGGGGGGUCACACUGGGGUUUUAAAUAUUGGGUGGGGUUGUUAUGAGCAGCCCAGGCUUGUUUUUGGGACUAGCUGUUUAUUACUGAACAAAACUAUAGAGGGUGUACAGUCAUGAACUAGCAGACUAGACCGAGCCACUUUAAAGAUUUACAAUUUCGUUGCCUUGUAUCUGAAUUGGAUACAAGCUUAUGUUUGUUGCAAGAUUUUUACUUGCUAAUGAAAAGUUGUUUUAAAUAAAAUAAUAGGAGAAAAAGCAACAGACAGCGUUUUGGCCUCUGAUUGUUUAUAUCUUUUUAUAAAUUUUAGAUUGAACUUCUCUCUUUAAGGUGGCUCAUUGAUGCUUUCAACUCUUGUGCAUAUUAAAGACAAGAAUGAGUUGAAAAUCAUUGUGCCUUUGUUUUUCAUUUCAACUAAAACUGGGUUUUAUUGAAUAGAAACAAUUCUUUGAGCAACUGGAGGAUUUUGAAACGGGACAUCCGGUAAUACGUGCUCUCCCUGUUUGUGGAGUUUGCCAUAUUGGAGGGAAUGGUCAAUGCUGCUCUUAAUUCACUGAACAUUGUAAUAUACAUUUCCUUCCACUCACUUACCCCCCCCCCCCAUGCCACAAAUCACCAUUGCCAUACUUCAGUCAGGGGAUUUUGAUAUGGUCUCCUCUCAUCUCGCCCUCAGGACAUGAUCUGUGUUUCUGAUCCUAACCAAAAUAAACUUGCUGUUUAGCCGUUGGAUCCUCCGUGCUUUCAAGUGUUGUGAUUCACACAUACAGCUAGUCACGUUCAGGGUGUGCGAGUGGGAAUGUGAAAGAAGCUUUUAGCGGGGAUGCUUUUCCAGUAUUUGUGAGAGUUCGGAGGAACACCCUUUUCCCCUUCGGCUCAUAGGUUUUUAUGCUCCUGAAUUUGCUUUCACUUCUUCUCCACGGGUUAGGGUUAAAAUCAGCCAUCUUAUCCUGUCAAACAGAAAUGUUAGGUACCUGUACUAUUGUUUUUCUGUGGCGCAUCCUUUACACUUGAGGUGAGAUCUAUGAGCAUCUACUAACGGAGUCGUUUGCUGUGCGACUCUUCUCUUUCUUCUGGUGAUGGUUGUGAUUUGACUCGACACCCUGUGUAUAUGAGGCUGCACAGGUCACUCCAUGGCAGAUUUGGUGCUAAAGAUUAGGUUACAGUGGACAUUUCAACUGUUUGUUUUGUAAAUGGCACAGUUUUCCGUACCGUGUGGGUGUUGGAGAACACAUUGACGCAGGGACAACUCACCCUGCCUUUGGGUUUAUUGCAACGUCUGUAACAGAAAUGUACAAAAUAAUAAGAUAAUUUGCCUCCAAGUGGAACACAAACGCUGCUUGACACAGAUCCAGAUUCCCCAGGCUCCAGGUUUAUGGUGCGCCAAUUUGAUUGGUUGCAUCUUUGGGCGUAAUAUGCGAUACCAAUGCAAGAUGUAAACUAAAGUGUGAAGGCAGCUCCCGAAUUUUGACCGAAUCAUUAGGUCCUGUUUCAUAAAAAAAAAAAAUCUAAUUUUGAAUAGCUGAUUUUAUGCCUACAGUGUGGAAAUUACCAAAAUAAACUUGUUAUUGAAUUACCUCAAACUAACAUGGCAAACCUGGGGUGGGAUGUUAUUGCAUCAGAUGAGCUUUGAGUUAAGAUUGGAAGUCCAUUCAUUGAAUUUAGCAAUUUAAACUUCCAACAUGGAUGAGAAGUCUUAUUGAAGUACAAUUCGAUGACAACUGAGCAGGAAGAUCAUGUAAAAAAAGCUCCAAAACAGCUACUGAUUGUAGUUUGUGGUGAAAACAUUUUGACAGUUGACUUCUGGGCAAAAUAUAUACAGACAUUAAAAAAAAAUAAAAUACUGUACUAUAACCGAGCGUACUCCAUUGGCUGAGUAAGACCAUGAAAUGUGCCAGAAAGUUGGACUCUUCUGUUUCAAACCACUGACAAACUGAUAUUUACAAAAUCUGGUGAAAUUGCCCUUCCACAGCCUCGUGGAUACACAGUGGUCCAUCUAGUCUGAUCUCUGUCCGCAAUUGAUUAUUUUGGUCUUUUAAUCACGUGACAUAUUUUUCCCUCCUCACUUCCGCAAAUAAUCGUCGGUUGCAGCGGAGCGUUGCAGCUGCAGCAGAAAGUGAACAAACGCGGACGGACAUCCCGCCACGGACCCGUUCGUGUUCCGGUGAAACCGUUUUACCAGCGGCUGCAGCUCUGGCAGCUCUUCCUCCCCACACCAUCGCCCCCGUCCCUGCCUUUGGAUUGAGGUCCAUCCCUCCGGCCUCGCCGCCAUGGUGGAUGUAACCAAGUGGCCGGUUUUCAGCCUGAUGGGGACCCAGGAGCUGUCCAUGAUCCGAAAAGCUAGCGUGUUCGGAACGUCCGCCAACGAGGCCAUCUACGUUACCAAAGAUGACGAGGUGUAUGUGUUCGGGUUGAACUGCAGCAACUGUCUGGGAACAGGGGACAGCCAGAGCAGCAUUGUACCCAAGAAGCUGGACUUCCUGAGUGGGAGGAAGGUGGUCAGCCUGAGCUACGGCAGCGGGCCCCACGUCCUGCUGGCCACAGAGGACGGAGAGCUAUUCGCCUGGGGUCACAAUGGUUACAGCCAACUAGGAAACGGGACGACCAACCAAGGGGUAGCUCCGGUGCCGGUGUCGGCCAACCUGCUCAAUAAGAAGGUCACAGAGGUGGCCUGUGGCUCUCACCACUCCAUGGCUCUGACUGACUCGGGAGAAGUGUAUGCAUGGGGCUACAACAACUGUGGUCAGGUGGGUUCCGGCUCCACAGCGAACCAGCCCACACCCCGCAGAGUGUCCAGCUGCCUGCAGAGCAAAGUGGCCGUCGGCAUCGUCUGUGGGCAGACCUCGUCUCUGGCAGUAGUGGACAACGGAGAGGUGUACGGUUGGGGCUACAAUGGGAACGGACAGCUCGGACUUGGAAAUAACGGGAACCAGCUCACUCCCUGUCGCCUUGUAGCUCUGCAGGGUUUAUGUGUGCAACAGAUUGUCUCCGGCUAUGCCCACUCGCUGGCACUAACAGACGAGGGGUUGCUGUACACUUGGGGUGCCAACACAUACGGGCAACUGGGCACCGGCAACAAAAGCAACCAGCUGAGCCCAGUCCAGAUCAUGACUGAGAGAGAGAGGAUCGUGGAGGUCGCUGCCUGUCACUCCACACAUACAUCCGCCGCUAAGACUCAGAGCGGUCAGGUGUACAUGUGGGGCCAGUGCAGGGGCCAGUCUAUUGUGCUGCCUCACCUCACGCACUUCACCUGCACCGACGACGUCUUCGCAUGCUUCGCCACCCCCUCCGUCAUGUGGAGGCUUCUAUCCAUGGAGCACGAUGACUUCUUAACCGUGGCUCAGUCUCUGAAGAAAGAGUUUGACAACCCAGAGACUGCUGACCUCAAGUUCUGCAUUGACGGCAAAUAUAUCUAUGUCCACAAGGCAGUUCUCAAAAUAAGGUGUGAACACUUCAGAUCCAUGUUCCAGUCCCACUGGAACGAAGACAUGAAGGAGGUGAUUGAAAUAGACCAGUUCUCCUACCCGGUGUACCGCGCCUUCCUCGAGUUCCUCUACACAGACAAUGUGGAGUUGCCUCCGGAGGACGCUAUUGGGCUGCUGGACCUGGCCACGUCGUACUGUGAGAACCGCCUGAAACGCCUGUGUCAGCAUAUUAUAAAGAGGGGAAUCACGGCAGAAAACGCCUUCUCAUUGCUGUCUGCUGCUGUGCGCUACGAUGCAGAGGACCUGGAAGACUUUUGCUUUAAGUUCUGUGUGAAUCACCUGACCGAAGUGACCCAGACCGCCGCUUUCUGGCAGAUUGACGGCGACCUGCUCAAAGAUUUCAUAUGUCGAGCCAGCCGCUGCGGAGCCUUCAACAACUGACUUUAGCCUGAAGUCAUCACAGACACGGACGCAGAGGAUGCUGUGGCGUAUCCGAGAGGGACUUCUCUAAGGACUUGGUCACUCCCAGUCGGCUGGUUACACAAACUUUAUAUUUUUAAGAUGAUCACCAUCGCUGUUAUGAAUCUCAUUCCAGACUAGAGCCAGUGUGUCCAUUUCUACAAGGCUGAGCUGACAUGAUACAGUUCAGUUAGUCGUUUGCCACAGUGCCUCACUGCCUAUUCACUUACACAAUGUGUGAAGCAGGACUUGAAAUGCAUUGAGAGGCAUACUUUCACUUGAUCAAGUUGUCCAAUAACUUGAAAGAUUCUUGCCAGUUGCCUGAUAUCACUUUUUCUAUUAUUCAGUUUAAUUGACCAAGUUACUUCUUUAGUGUUUGCACUUGCUUGAAAUAUGAUUUUGUUUCUCUACUAGAAGGCUGCAUCAUAAUUUGGAGGUGCCAUUUGGAAUCGUGGUUUUCAGGUUGAGGUAUGAGGCCGUUUGCACUUUUAGAUGUCAGGAUAGAUCAUAAAGACUGGACACCGACAUAUCAAGAAGACAGAUUCAAGCCUUUAUUAAGUGUUUAGGUCAAACUCCAGUCAGCGAUUGUGAUCUUCUGUCUAGGUUGUAAAACAACCCAAAGAGAGGGAACUCAGGUUACAUUCAGAUUCACAACAGAGUGAGAUUCAGUGUUACAGAUUUGAAAAUGAUCUGCACGCUACAGUACAUUUGUGGAAAAUGUUAUUUCGGGCACCUACCGUAUUUGUAUAGCUCAAAACAAUUUGAACUGAGUUAAACUUGCCCGGUUGCCAGCUGAACCAGAAUGUAUGGAGCCAUUAAAAAUCAGUUUACAGGAAGGCCUGUGGCCGUGCAGCAGCUUAGCUUUUAUGGGCCUGGACAUAGAUUGUUUUCGUGGAUACUUUUUCAUCCAUAUGACAUCUAAUGUAUGCUGAAAAUCAAUAUUAUAAAGUGUUAACAUUCAUAAAGUUGUUAAGUGACAUCUGCA
This is a messenger RNA of Anarrhichthys ocellatus (wolf-eel), 5431 nucleotides long. Its product is annotated as RCC1 and BTB domain-containing protein 1-like. The transcript is spliced from 12 exons. The record is from RefSeq and is a predicted model, not a curated record. Lineage: Eukaryota; Metazoa; Chordata; Actinopteri; Perciformes; Anarhichadidae. Bases 2833 to 4428 code for a protein of 531 amino acids. Gene Ontology annotation, molecular function: protein binding.